AUGAAAGGUUUAAUAUGUGUAAUAUUUUUUGUACAUGGAUUACGCGGAGUUCACACAGAGUUAAUAGCUACGCCAAAUAAACUUAAAACUACAAUUGAUAAAAUCGAUGUGCCCUUAGAACCGAACUGCUCACAACCAAUUUGCCUAGGGCCUUUAUCUCAAAUUUAUUGUUCCGGAAAACUAAUUCACGCAACGUGGAUAUUUGGAAUGCAGGAAACAUGCCCUGGUAAUAUGAUGCGUAAAUCACCGGAACUCAUUUUGGAAUUGUUUACGAACCUCACCUAUCCACUAAGACGUGAACAGUUUCAAAAAUUUUGUGCCGAAAACUUUGCGAACAUAAGUUAUCUUAAACAGGCAACUUUGGAAGAUUGGACUGAAGAACCCGAAAAUAUAAGACGAUUGCAAAACACAGGGUUAAAAAAAUUUGCUCGAAAACUGAAUAAAUUAUGGAAAGUAUUGGCACGAGAAUUCGUGGAACAGGUGCAUAAAACUCCGGAGCUGUUCCCAAUUUUGCCUGUUUCAAAUGCAUUCAUUGUGCCUGGUGGUUCGUUCCAAAUAUAUUUUUACUGGGAUUCGUACUGGAUCAAUAAAGGAUUGUUAUUUUCAAAUAUGUCAACAACUGUUCGUCAAAUCCUUGAAAAUCUGGCCAGUGUUGUGCAGUUCCAUGGAUUCAUUCCAAAUUCGGGAAGUGUGCAAUUGUCGCGAAGAAGUCAUCCUCCAUUGUUUACGCAAAUGGUAGCGGAUUAUUAUGCUGCUACCGGCAACAAAACUCUGUUGAAAGAGAUGAUACCGUGGAUGAAUCAAGAGAUGUUAUGGUGGACAGAAAACCGAGCAUUUUAUGUCAAGUUGCCGUCCGGUCGAAAGUACCGAAUGUAUCAGUACAGGGCUUUGUCCAGUUGUCCACGUCCGGAAAACUACUUAACCGAUCUGAAUAAUGGGUUAAAUGGCACAGGACAUCCAGAAUUUAUUUGGUCUUCAAUUGCUAGUGCUUGCGAAUCUGGAUUGGACUUUAGUACGAGAUGGUUUGCACAUCAGGGAAAAUAUGCAGAUACCAAAUAUUCGAUCCGAACCAAUAACAUUAUUCCUGUUGACUUAAAUGUGUUUAUGGCUUGGAAUUUCGCUACCCUUACUAAUUUUCACGAAAUUCUUGGAAGAUCCAAAGAGGCUACUGAAUAUCGUGAAUUAUACAAGGGAUUGCGUGAAGCAUUGGAUGAAGUUUUCUGGAGUGAAGACUAUGGAGCAUGGUUUGAUUACGAUUUGAUGGAGCAAAAACUAAGGAGUGGCUUCUAUCCGUCUAAUGUUUUUCCACUUCUUCUUGGUGGCUAUGAUGCUCCCGUAACUGAAAAAGUUCUUGACUAUUUACUGAAGAGCGGAGCACUCAUUUUCAAAGGUGGCAUUCCGGUGAGCUUAAAUAAUGCUUCGCAUGAACAGUGGGAUUAUCCAAACGGUUGGCCACCACUCACACAUUUAUUCGUGGAAAGUUUACGGUUGUCAAAAAAUGAAAAGCUUGUUAAAAUAGCUGAGGAAACAGCUUGGAAGUUUAUUCGUACUGCUUACAAUGGAAUGAUGUACCCAAAAAUGGGAAUGCCAGCAGCGUGUUGGGAAAAAUAUGACAUUCGAUAUGAUGAUGGUACACCUGGCUCAGGUGGUGAAUAUCCUGUGCAACAAGGUUUUGGGUGGACAAACGGUGCUUUGCUUGAUCUCAUUUAUAAAUAUGGAAUUCUUGAAGAGCACACAAUUUCUAGAACAGAACCAAUAAACUCAGGUAAAUCAUGUGCGAGUGGGAAACAGUUUAUUUUUCUGGUUUUUAUACUGUUUGGAUUAUUAAUGCUUUGGUUACUAAUAGCUUUUGCGCUUCGCUUGAAGAAAUUUUCCAAUACCAAACAUGAAGAACUUCAGCUUGUUGAAACAGUUCGUCUUCUAGAUAAUGAAUGGUAA
Messenger RNA from Brugia malayi, 1938 nucleotides. RefSeq names its product Trehalase family protein (gene Bma-tre-4). NCBI's taxonomy places the organism in Eukaryota, Metazoa, Nematoda, Chromadorea, Rhabditida, Onchocercidae. The coding region runs from base 1 to 1938 and encodes 645 amino acids. Gene Ontology annotation, molecular function: alpha,alpha-trehalase activity. The record is from RefSeq and is a predicted model, not a curated record. Gene Ontology annotation, biological process: trehalose catabolic process. The transcript has 13 exons.